AUGGUAGAAAUAAGAUAUCAACUGUUUGAUCAGGACAAAAAUAAGGUUAGGAUCACAGCCGUAUGCUACGAUGCUGAGAAGAUCAGAUAUAAGCUCUGCUGCAAAGGUGGGAAGGCAAUCCAAAGCAUUGAGAUCGUUGAGAACAAACCGGAAACACCGAAAAAACUAAAGCCCGUUGAUAAACCGAAACCCCCAGAACCUGAGAAGCCUACGGUGAUUGAGAAAAAACCAGAACCCAAGCCCCCUCCAGUUGUAGUUCUGGUGUCGGCGCCGACACCGGUUGGAAAGCCUAAAUUGGAUCCUCCCAAACCGGAUCGCCCAAAAGCCGAUCCACCAAAACCCGAUCCACCAAAACAGGAUCCACCGAGAAAAACAAGAUCCAGUUCCAGCUUCGAUGCCACCUGUUGUUGUCCCCACAGUCGGAGCUGGAGUGCUAUGAAGGUCGCGGCUGUUCUAGCAAGAACGGUGGCGUCUCCUCAUGGUUGA
Messenger RNA from Lactuca saligna, 486 nucleotides. Lineage: Eukaryota; Viridiplantae; Streptophyta; Magnoliopsida; Asterales; Asteraceae. The record is from the annotation of a GenBank genome assembly.